AUGUGUUUGUGGAAGUUGCUGUUUCUCGGGUGGAUGCGGCCUAACUCUUCGGACUCAGAUGGUUGCAAAGGAGGAGGAGAUCUGCAUAGACAGCACCACACAUCGUCGUCAGAUGACGAUAUGUCCGAUAGUGGGAUUUCUAGCGGUGAGUUCAGUCUGGAAAACGUGUGCGAAGACUCGUGUAACCCCUGCUCAGUUCCACAGCCCUCUCCCCCGGCUCCAGCUCCCCCGGCUACAGCUCCCACGGCUCUAGUUUUUCCGGUUCACUCAGCUCAUAACGAUAACAGGCAAGUCAAUGUUGUUAUAUAUUAUUAUUCCGGAAUAUGCGUUUCACCAAUUAAAUAA
Messenger RNA from Macrosiphum euphorbiae (potato aphid), 345 nucleotides. The record is from the annotation of a GenBank genome assembly. Lineage: Eukaryota; Metazoa; Arthropoda; Insecta; Hemiptera; Aphididae.